Molecule: messenger RNA, 732 nt
Organism: Seminavis robusta
Lineage: Eukaryota; Bacillariophyta; Bacillariophyceae; Naviculales; Naviculaceae
Source: the annotation of a GenBank genome assembly
AUGAGCGUUGGCAAGAAAAUGCGCCGAUCUCGGCUCGAUCGACGUUACUUGUUUGGUGUCAUGGCAACAAUCUGCACCCUAGUGGUUAUCUUUCUCAUUUUGUGGUCCUCACUGCAGGAUACGCCCAAAGUCAUGCAGGAAUACGAACUGACAGAAACCAAAAAUGAAGAAGGGGAAACGAUCGUGUGGGUAUUGGAUGUUUGCGGCUCCGAGUCUAGUGCUUGGGUCAUCAUCAGCGUUGGGUGGAACGCACUGCUCUUGCUAUGUACAACAACCUUGGCUGUGCAGAUGAGGAAAGUGGGCAUGGAAGGCUUUCGUGAGACAGGAACACUAGCUCUGCUUGUGUACUCCCAUUCUGUCUUUGUGGUCCUUCGGCUCUUUACCUACCUCCUGCCAUCGGUGAUGAAGGAAUAUUUCCUGUCCUACUGCCGCAGCUUUCUGUUCAGUGUGGACACCCUUUCCACCCUUGUCAUCUAUUUUAUCCCUAAGUUGUUUGGUGAGGAUAUUCAACCCCGAAGGUCAUCGAUUAGCAGUACUUCCCUGCCAGCACAAUGGGCGGCCAAUCUCAGUGACAACAAUGAACCCCCGUGGAUUCAGCAACAACCGGUAGAGGUAGAGGAAAGGAUAAGGCUUCUAGAGAAACAGAAUGAAGCCCUGGAAAAAGAGAAUGCCCUCUUACGGCGACACCAAGCCCCUGAUGUCAAAAUGUCGACUGAAGAAUCAAGUCAAUAG